Molecule: messenger RNA, 318 nt
Organism: Drechmeria coniospora
Lineage: Eukaryota; Fungi; Ascomycota; Sordariomycetes; Hypocreales; Ophiocordycipitaceae
Product: mitochondrial chaperone
Exons: 3
Coding region: 1-318 (105 amino acids)
Biological process (GO): protein import into mitochondrial matrix
Cellular component (GO): PAM complex, Tim23 associated import motor
Molecular function (GO): ATPase activator activity
Source: RefSeq, a predicted model, not a curated record
AUGUCUUCCGUUGUCGCCAUAGGCUUCGGCGCCGCCGCCGCCGCUUUCCUCGGCCGAGCAGGUCUCGUUGCCUGGCGACGAUCCCGUGGCGGCGUUGGUGCCAUGGGCAAGGCUUUCUACAAGGGCGGUUUCGAGCCCAAGAUGAACAAGAAAGAGGCCACCCUCAUUCUCUCGCUCAACGAGCGCGCCAUCAACAAGGACAAGAUCCGCAAGGCCCACCGAACCCUCAUGCUGCUCAACCACCCCGAUCGCGGUGGUAGUCCUUACCUGGCAACCAAGGUCAACGAGGCGAAAGAGUUCCUCGACAAGCAAUACUGA